AUGGAAGAAGAUGACGCCUCUUUAACCUCGGAAGAUUUAGCGCCCCUGGACGAUACACAAUCUGGAGAAAGAGCUGCCGUAGGCGGCUCAUUCUCAUCAAUACAGAAACUGUUCAGCAGAUCAGCACUGUCAGUCAGAGCUGCGCCUCCGCCGCAGAAUCAGUACCCGCUGAGCCGGGCACAAGGGAACAUACUCGAAGGAGAGCCCAAAGAGCGGAAGAAACGAGGUCACGGCGUCCGGAAGCCCCUCGUGAUGCUCUAG
Molecule: messenger RNA, 261 nt
Organism: Fonsecaea pedrosoi CBS 271.37
Lineage: Eukaryota; Fungi; Ascomycota; Eurotiomycetes; Chaetothyriales; Herpotrichiellaceae
Exons: 2
Coding region: 1-261 (86 amino acids)
Source: RefSeq, a predicted model, not a curated record